This is a messenger RNA of Linum trigynum, 5587 nucleotides long. NCBI's taxonomy places the organism in Eukaryota, Viridiplantae, Streptophyta, Magnoliopsida, Malpighiales, Linaceae. The record is from the annotation of a GenBank genome assembly.
AGACACAAUCGGCUAGUAAACAUGGUUAUGCUUCCUUUCACCCUCUCGCACUUUCACCAUAUCAUCAGAAGUCAAAACAAUACCAUGCCCACAGAAUUGACGCUUGUUUUCAGCUUGUAACGAUCUAUCAAGUAUCAACAAUGAAGUCUUACACAGUAUGUUGUUGUUGGACCAUGAUACAUGAUUCUUUGUGUUGGCGUUGUAGGUGAUUUUUUUUCCACCAUCGUUGCUCACGAUGAAUCGGUAUAAUUGAAUUUCAAUAAUCUUUCUCGCAAAAUAAAGAAAUCGAGGAACUUAGAAGACUUCGAUGGCUACUUGACCAUCUACUUCCACAAGCAUGUUGAGUAUACAUGAACUCCUUGCAUGUUAUCUUCCCACUUUAAUUUUUGUAGAAGACUAUUUUAUUAUGUUCUUAAAAAAGGUGACUGUUAACCUUUGGUUGGAAUCAAAUGGAGGUUCACUUCCUAUACAAAAUUGGUAUUUAGAAGAGCGGCAUCACAUGACACUAGUCAGUGGCUGCAUUGUGUUACAAGCAACAAUAAACCAGAGAUGUGGAGAUUUUCAUUUAAUUAUUGCUAUGCAAAACCAGAUGAAAUUUCUCUUUUUGCCUCAAUCAUUACCCAUUUUCUUACAACUUGUAAAAAUACUAAAAAGAUAUAGUGCAAGAUAUAUUAAAAUAUUUGGUGGGAUUCCUUUUUAUUCUUGAGAUAUUCAUGUGUGUAGGGGAAAAAGGCACAAGUUUUCUAGGGAAAAAGAGGGGGAACGAAGGAAUGAAUUGAAUAAUAAAAGUAUAUGUCUACAAGAAGUGAAUUGUGACUAGGAAAAAAGUUUUGGUGGAGGAUAUUUAAUAAAUUUUUAUAUUAAUCAAACACCUUAAUUUUUUCUUUUAGAUUAUUGGUGGUCUUUCAUGUACAAACAUAAAGUUUGGUGAAUCUUAUGUUGUCAUGUUAUCAUUAGUUCACCUUAUUGUGAUUACAAUUAGUAUAAAACGACUUGAACUAAGUGUUAAUAAUCUCUUGCAUGGAUGGACUACUUAUUUUUUGGUUUGCACAUGUCAGCUUAAGAUUUUCUUCUUGUAAAGAUUGUAAUGAGCUACAACAUAUGCAUUUGCAUGAGACCCUUGACCUACAUGAUAACCCUAUCCAUAACUGGGGCGAAACUAUAUGUCUCUUAGCCACUUGUGUUUGUCAUUGUUUCUCGAAAACUCAUGUGCAAGUGGGCAAUUGGAUUUCAUAAUUCUUCAUAUGUUUGGUACAGUUAUUUCUAGACACCAUAAACUUUAACUGACGUGAAAAAGACCUAGAAAUUGCACUUAUACCAGUAUAGGUAUAAACCAUGAUCUACGAGCCUUCACUCAUGUAUAAUUAAGCAUUCCAAAGAUUCAGCGACUUGUACACUGUCAUAUUCGAAAGGAUUAAACCCUUCUCAGUUGAUUUGAAAAGUUACAUAACAUUUUAGGGAGAGAGUAAAGAGUAAAUGAGGUGCAAGAACAAGACCGCAAAAAGGUUGUCCAAUAAAAGAACUAAUCUAUGCAACAUGCUUCAAUCCUCACACACAUUAGUAGUACAAUCAAGUGUGUAUGAUGAGGCUUAUAUAACAAAGUCAAAUGCCUCUCUCCCUCCCAUCUUUUGGUUUCUUCUCUAUAAGCUUUUUUUUUUAGAGGUGAUGGGAAUUAACAACAUUCCCUCCACUUUGUCCCUCUUUUUUCUUUGGCAAUUAGUGUUGUCCUUUCCUUUCCAUUAAUCAAUUUUCAAUCAAUAAACCCAAAUUUCCCCCCUUUUGUUGGGGUAAUUGGGAGAAACAAAAUUAAAAAAAAGGUAAAAAAAAAACCCACUCCCUUUUGUCAAGGAGAGGCCAUGCUUGCUUUUCUCACAGGGAAGGAAUAUAAUGCCAGAAGAGAGUGCUUGCUUCCUUAACCCCUUUUGGGCCCCACUUCUUCGGUCCAAUCACGUGGGCCCCGUUCCGUCUGGGCCCACGGGCCGUUCCCCCUUCCCACUCUCAAAAAAAAAAAAAGGAAAAGAGUGGAAUUUGUUGCGUGAAUCAAUAGAAUGGUGACGUGGCGGUGGCUUUUAGAGCGGGACGGGAUGGGAGGUUGUUGUUGUUUGUUGUCGUUGAAGUGGAGGCUUGGGCCCACCUUUUCCCGAUCCAAGCCCAACUUUGCUUCAAUGGCACACUUGUUUUUUCAAUUUUUUUUUGGUCCAGCCCAGAGAUGACAAUGUGAUUGGCUUCUUUAAUUAGAGGUGGCUAUACGGUACGGUCCGGUUAAAUUGGACCAAACUGAUCCGGUCCUAGUCCAGUCUUUUCGGGAAUAUAAGAACCAAAGAUUGGAUUGGAUACAGUCCGGUUUUGAUCUGGUCCGGUCCCAAUUUUAUCUUGAUUUUAGGUGUUGGGGGUCUCUUAUCCAGUAUUUACCGGUUUUUUACCUCAAAUCUAAGCCCGAAUAUGAGAUCGCAUUGUUUGCUAUCCGGUCCCAGUCCGGUCCCGGUCCGGGUUAUACGAUCCGGUUUCGGGUAAAACCAAACAGUCCGGGACCAAAUAGCCAGCCCUACCUUUAAUAGUCUUUUUAUAAUUUCCACCAUGACCAUCCCAUUUGGUUAAAUAAUUUAUUUUUAUUUUUACCCUUUUCAUUAUUGUUUAAUUUUUAAUUGCUAAAGAAGGCACGAUAGAUGGAUAGUGAUAAUGGGUAAGUUCAAUGCGUUGUUGGUUCUGUUGUUUUCACGGUGGGGCAGAAGAAGAAAGGGUUAAACCCACAAAUGGAUAGGGAUGCUCUCUGCAACUCUCAUGGUGGUUUGGUUCUUUGUCCACCCCAAACCUGGCAAAGUUUUUUUUUUGGUCCCCCAAGCAAGCAAAGAGAUCGACUAAGAGAGGCAAAAACCCUAAAAGAUGAACAAAAUGACGUAUUGAGGUGGUGUGUGGAAGGGCUCAUGAAAUAUGGGUGGUGAAUGAUGUCAAGGAGUUGAUUAUCGGGGUGUUUCGAAUGAUGUAUUGUUGGAAAAAUAGUUUAUCGAGAAGAACGUAUCGGUUUUGAGAUAGAGAUGAGUUUUGAAACGGAUAGUUCAUCGAGAUGUAUUGUUUAGAGAAAAAACUAUUUUUUUGUUGCGAUUGGAAUGCAAGGUGGUGAUCGAGUAUAUCGAUAUAUCUAUGAAUAUGUUGCUGACUCGCAACAAUGGCACCAAAAGUUUCCAUCAAGUAUUGUUGCAUGAUGUGUGCAGCACACGUACCUAAUACCCUCCCAAAAGAUGGAUAAUCCAAACCACCAUCCAUAUGUACGUUCAAAAUGUGUUGAGGUGUUUGCAUUGUCUCUUAAAAACAAUUUACCUCACAAUAAUUCAAAUUGUAGUGUCAAAAGAUUUGAUAGUAGAGCACUUGCACAAUAACAUAGUCCCCUUUGCAACUAAUUUUCUGAAACAAUCUUGUUGAUUGGAUUGUCUAAUGAUGAUUAAUUAGCAUGGAAUUUGCCACCCAAAUGUUGCGGUAUAAAUUGCCAUCAACAUUGCUUUCACGCGGUUACUUUUAUGGUUUUACUUCUACACUAAACUUGGAAAUCAUAUAUUUGAUUUCCUUUUCGUGUUUGAACGAUUACAUCGGUCUGAAAUUAAUCUGCUCGUAUUAUUGCUUUGUUUUGAUCGAAAGAGGGAAUGUUACAUAAUUGUUCUUGCCAGUAAUUUUCAUAUAUAUUAUCACAAAGAUUAUAAACCAUUUAUGUGAAAAUAGUUAAAAUAUAUGUCCACACUUUAUUAGGAGUUUAGGAGCAUCUAUCAAGCUAAUUUGUCUUCUCCAUUAAUUACCCAUCACCAAACUCCAGCUACGAUUAUGAACAUCCACCUUCAUUCAUUUCGACCGAUAUUCUCUAAAAAACUAUUCAUUCAUCCCUGACUUUUUUUCUUUAUGCGUAUCACCUUUUGAAAUAAAAAUCUCUAGAUUCAAAUCUAACGCUCAAUCACCAUUCAACCAGACAAUUGUAUUAACAUUCUCCCAACAACUUGCGAUGGACAGACACUACAUUUACCUCAUUUGUCCUCAUCAUUAAACAGAAUUAACUAUCUGGCCAUAUGAUGAUAUGAUAGCCAUCCAAUGAGCAAGAGGGACGUACUCUUCUUGUUGCGAAGAAGUUGACAAACAUGAAGGAGGGGUGAAUUUGGAUUGCCAUCAUUCCUUCAAACAUGCAACUCUCUUGCAUUUAAGUAUACCAAAUUUCCUGGUGAAAACAAUGUGUAGUGUGAGCCAAAUGAUAGCCAGAGAAGGUGAAAGAAAGUGGGUGUUAGAUUAAUGAAUUUGAGUAGGGCAAAGAGAGAGUGAGAGGACCCCUCAAACCCAAUAACUAAUGUAUAUAUGGCAGCAUCAAUUAAAAUCUGUGACCUGACCAAUACCUAAGAUAUGUGCAUUGUCUAUCACAUUAAUUGUUUAUAAUUAUAAAUUGGUCCACCAAGGUCAAGUCCAUGUAAAAUUUGGUAAAUGAUUCAUAAUUGUAAUGAUAAUUAACCAUGUCAAGAAAGUUUGUAAGAGUCUACAACAACCAAUAUGAGAUAUGGUAACUCUGAAUUCUAACAGUUAUUUAAAGCGCGCGAAUAUGCGUAAAAUUCGAGAAUUAACGACGUCUUCUAUAAAGUUCGGGAUUUGUGCUUAAUGUUUUAUUGUGUGUUUAGCACUCAGUGUUACUUCCUUGUAACGACAUCUCCCAUUAAACCCUCCAUUUUAGAGUAGGAAUUAUUUAUCUCAUGGUGAGAGCUUUAGGUUGACAACAUUUCAUCAGUUUCAAAACAUUAAUAUAAUGAACACGUUACUACGUUCGGUUUUCUCAAUCUCAACCUUCUCGGAAUCAUCCAUCCGACAUUUGUUUUUUUUUUCAGUUUCCCAAAAAUAACAUGGUAUCAAGUGUUUACAUGUAGAUAUAUGUUGCCAUGCAAAUGCAAUUAUGAUCAAACAAAAGGACAUAAUAAUUAUCAUAAGGCCUAUCUAUCUGCAUGUACGAUAUGGUUGGGGCCGUUGGUGGAAAGAGAUAUCCCAAGGGAAACAAAGCAACUCGUACACCUUCGUCCAUGGCUUUUCCAUUCCCAUGAAACCAAACAAAACCCUAAUAAAACAACACAAACCCAAAUGAGCUUCUCCACUCUAUACCAUAUUCGAGUUCUGUGAUUCACUGGCUGGCUGUACCCAGAAGAGAGAAGAGAUUAUGGAUCCAUGAAAGCUAGCUAUAAGGACAAAUUAAAAUGGGUAUUUGGAGAGAGGAGGAAAGGAACAAUUCUUUCUUAGUUCAUGAUAUUUAUGAAUGAAUGAAUGAAUGAAUGAUAAGGAGAGGAUAACGAGUUAAGCAUUUAACUUCCACGAUGGUUCAUUCACCCUUUGCUUCUUGUGUUGCUCCCAUUUAGGGAAAUCCCACAUGCAAGAGAACGACAUAAUAAGGCUAAGCUAUCAUUAUUGGACCUCUCUUGUAACAUCCCUCUCUCUCUCUCUCUCUCUCUCUCUCUCUCUCUCUCUCUCUCUCUAGUUCUAAACCGUAUCAUACGGCUUGCCAGACCGUAAAAAUCGUCUGCCAUCGUUCAAUUCGGGUCGGUAUGUAUAAUGCGAAUAAUACCAAUUUUUAGCG